Messenger RNA from Penicillium taxi, 384 nucleotides. RefSeq lists its product as uncharacterized. Bases 1 to 384 code for a protein of 127 amino acids. NCBI's taxonomy places the organism in Eukaryota, Fungi, Ascomycota, Eurotiomycetes, Eurotiales, Aspergillaceae. Gene Ontology annotation, molecular function: deoxyribose-phosphate aldolase activity. The transcript has a single exon. Gene Ontology annotation, cellular component: cytoplasm. The record is from RefSeq and is a predicted model, not a curated record. Gene Ontology annotation, biological process: deoxyribonucleotide catabolic process; carbohydrate catabolic process.
AUGACCGACGCCGACAUCCCAGCCGGUCUUAAGAUAUAUAUCAUCACGCUCUGCGAGAUCUGUACUGAGCUUAGCGUUGCUUUUGUUAAGACUUCUACUGGAUAUGGGUUUGUCAAGCAGGCUGACGGGUCUUAUAACUACCUCGGGGCAACUGUGUUGGAUCUGAAGCUGAUGAGGAAGCACUCUGGACCUAAGGUGCAGAUUAAGGCGACGGGUAGUGUUUGCACUCUUGAUGACUUGCUUUAUGUUAUGAGUCUUGGAGUUACUCGGAUUGGAGCCACGGCCACAGUAGCUGUUUUGGACAAGGCAAAGAAGAGGGGAACUGGCAGUGAGCCAGGGGAGGUGCGCUUUGUAACUAUGAAGGAGAAGGUAUGGUGCUAUUGA